CCAAAAUACACGGCCGAACAAUACUAAAUUAAAAGAUGGCGGCAAAGUUUCGUAUAGUUAGGUUUAUAUUUGCAAUAGCUGGCCUUAUUCUGAUGGUUCAAAUCCUCACAACUGUUCACUUUUCAUCGAGGGACUGGCCAGAUGAUCACCCAAUACAAGGAAGGAAUCAUAUAGAUAAUUUUCACCACAGAUUGAGUUCGCACGUGGGAAAGUGGAAAUCAGUCGAGGAAAGCGAAUAUAUACAUAGUUAUCAUGUGAGAGGAUUAAUAAAGUCUAGUCAAACUACUUCUAAAGACAAAGAAACUGAACACUCAAAAGUUCCUUUUGUGCCCCCAUGCAAACCAAAGCAUAAGGAUGCCACAUCUGCUCUGCGUCGGGCAAAGUCAGAACCCUGCAAAAGGGAAAUUUAUAAAAUUUCUUGCUUGGCUGAGAGCAAUAGACUUUAUAAUUUAGGAAUUAAAAGACUAUGCCCUGUACCUCGGGCAAGUAUAUCGCCUGCAAAACCUUCAUUGAAUGAUAAGUCAGCAGCCUAUGGGCCUCCGAUACGGAUAGCUUACGUUCUCUCACUUCAUGGAAGAGCCUUGAGACAGAUUAGACGAUUAUUUAAAGUAAUAUACCACACUCAUCAUUAUUUCUACUUCCAUAUAGACACGAGGUCAGAUUACCUGCGCCGUGAAGUAUCGAACAUGAUUAAGGACUUCCCUAAUGCAGCUCUUGCCCCGUGGAGCAUGGCGACAAUAUGGGGUGGGGCAACCCUCCUUCAGAUGUUGCUUAAGAGCAUGGAGGAUCUGAUAGCAAAGAAAGACUGGAAAUGGGACUUCUUUAUUAACUUGAGUGGGAACGAUUUUCCGAUCAAAGUAAAUACAGUAUUGAGCUCAUUUCUGCGAUCUCACCGAGAUGUGAACUUUCUCAAGCCACAUGGAAGGGAUAUAGCAAGGUUCAUCAAAAAGCAAGGACUUGAUCGCACAUUUCUGCAAUGUGAUGAGCACAUGUGGAGACUGGGCGAUCGGAAACUCCCAGCAGACCUUGACAUAGAUGGCGGAAGUGAUUGGAUCGCACUCAACCGGAAGUACUGUGAUUACCUUGUAACGUCACGUGACGAACUUGUGACCGGCUUGAAGCACAUGUACCGCUACACCCUCCUACCCGCUGAGUCGUUUUUCCACACUGCACUGCGCAAUGGGCCACACUGCCAGAACUGGCUUUCCAGCAAUCUGCGACUCACUAACUGGAAGCGUAAACUUGGCUGUCGUUGUCAGUACAAACAUAUUGUCGACUGGUGUGGAUGUUCGCCAAAUAACUUCAAACCCGAAGACAUGGCUAGGAUAAAGAGCCAAAGUACAAAUUUCUUCGCGCGUAAAUUUGAGGCUAUAGUGAACCAAGAGGUCAUCAACCAACUAGACGAAUGGCUGUACGGCAAAUAUCCCCAGGGUACCCCUGGAUGGGACUACUACUGGGAAAACCUAUACCACCACGAGGACACACUGACGCGUACCUCGGACCCCUUUCUCUCCUUCUUCCACUCCUUUCCACGCGUCGCUAUCAAGCGCUUGCUCCGGGGGAUGCAGGACGACUGCCAGAUCACUCCCCAGGGGGUGAGGGAGGUCACUUAUCUGAACCAGCACGAUCGCUUUAGCGGCGUUGUGACGCUGUACGAGGUGUUGUUUGAGACCCCCCGGAAUGGGGGAGAGCAGAGGGCGGUGCUAGAAUCAUGGUUAUCGCCGGUUGCGAAGGAAGAGCUGAUGAACCUGAAUAUGAAGAACGGUCCACAAAGGCUCGUAUCGCUUGAUGUGGGGACGUCGUGGGACCAAAAAGAGCGGGUGUUCCGUAACCUAGCGCGCCUGAUAGGCCCUUAUGAUGACCCUGUGCUGGUUCAUCGCUGGGUGCAUGGAGACGCAUUUGACGUCAAGAUUAUGUGGGUGGACCCUAUCAAUGUCGUGACAGGAGUCUACGAGAUGCACGUUGUCGACAACUGGGUUGUAUCAUUCCACAAGCCGGUGUUUAAGAAACCCAUGCGACCGGGCAAGUGGAUUAUUAAGAUGAUUUAUACAGACAAGGGCGAGGAUAUGGUGAUUGGCGAGACUAGUUUCCUAGUCGUCCCUCUGGCGUUCGACAAAGGUGAACCCGUGAGUAGUCAGCAGGCUAUGGAGGCUAACAGCGGCCCCCCUGGCGGAAUAUACAACACUAAUGACUUCCUGAUCGAAUUUGACCGUGAGGCCAACAACACUGAAACUGCGGCCAAGGAAGCUGCAGAGAACUCCAGAAAAUCAGGACAAGAGCUGGAUAACUGGAUUGAUCACGUAGUUACUGGGUUCUGGAGCGUGGAAGGCACGUGUCUGGUGCAUGGUUCGGUCCCAGACUGUGUGCGGUUACCAGACUGUAAGGAAACCCGUUGGAGCACAAAGUCCCCGGACCCAAAAUCGGAAUUUGGGAAAGUGAAAGCGAAUGGAAGGUUAAGAUAACACAGAGAGCCCGCAGUAUUCCCAAAUAAACACUCCUUACGCAAAGACAAAUGGCAGGUAACGCAGGAAGCCCGCAGCAGUCCCAAAUACGCACUCCUUUGUACAAAAAGCCUAGUGGUAGGUAACACAGGGAGCCCGCAGCAAUCCCAAAUACAUCUCCUUACAUAUGCUGUUCGACGGAAAGCACUUCUAAAUUAUCAUUUUCAGAGUAGGUUUAUUGUUAUAUUAUUAAAUUAUUCACACUUGCUUAGUGUCGUUUUUAGGUUCGUCGUAUAGGGCUGUUUUCAAGGGAAAAAUAAAUUAUGGAAUACUAGAUCUGUCAUGGCUAAAUACGAGUCCAGUAGUGCUCGUCGAGUUUUCACUGAGCCUCAGACGGAGCUUGCAUGCGAAUGCUAGUCACCUUUUGUUUUAGCAAACCUAGAUUACUAAAAAAAAUAGAAAAAUAUAUUAUAUAUUUUAAAUGCGAAAUAAGAUCUAAUGUAUUUUGGAAAAUUAUUGAAAAAUUGGUAAAUUUUUAUAUUUGAAAGAUAACCUGUUAUUUAUAAUCAAGGGUCAGUAUCGUACGCUCGGUGAAAUAGUCCACCUGUAGGCUUUGGAUUUCGCUAUCUAGGCCACCAUUCCUUCGCGCCCGUAUUUUCCAAAAUGGCGGCCAAAUAACGAACUCCGGGUUUUCUCGUCGAAAUAAAACUCCAACGCCUGUAGGUAGACUACAAAUAAAAACAUAAAUAGUCCAAGGCAAGCCAAAAUCCCUAGGGAAAAAGUUCGUGCAAGCAAACUUUGGCUUAAACCCAGAGAUUUUUUCUCUAAAUUUGAUCGACCAAAAACUACAGUAUACGAUGGUGUUAUUUAAGAUUUUAUGAUUAUUUUAUAGGAACUUUUGAGAAACCACUUUUGAUUUUCACUUGUGAUUUCAAAAAGAGCCAUGUGAUAGAUGGAAAGAUAGAUAGAAAGAAAAAGAUAUAUUGAUUACUUUUAGAGUAAGAAGUAAUUAUAAUUAUGUACAGUAUUCGUUUACGGAUUUGUACCUUUUUACACAAAUAAAUGAUCACGUUUUAGAUAUUAUUAAAAACGUGUCUAAAAAUGCAGGCAUGGUCGGAUUGGGUUUCUGCUUUGCCUAAUUUUUACAUGUAAAUAAAAAAUAAAAAGUUCAGCAUUAUCUUA
Molecule: messenger RNA, 3623 nt
Organism: Nematostella vectensis (starlet sea anemone)
Lineage: Eukaryota; Metazoa; Cnidaria; Anthozoa; Actiniaria; Edwardsiidae
Product: xylosyltransferase 1
Exons: 10
Coding region: 36-2462 (808 amino acids)
Biological process (GO): chondroitin sulfate proteoglycan biosynthetic process; heparan sulfate proteoglycan biosynthetic process
Cellular component (GO): membrane
Molecular function (GO): protein xylosyltransferase activity
Source: RefSeq, a predicted model, not a curated record